GUUCGCCGUGUUCGGUGUCAAGUGUCCCUCACGUUACAAAUGACGGCAAAUAAACACAGCUAAAUUGCUAUAUUUAUUAAAUUAAAAAAACGAUAGGAAUACUAUACGAUUUUUGAAAUUAUACAUACGUAGCAGAUUUUCGCCCCGUUUUCAAUCAGGCACUUCGAUGGACAUCUUAUUCCGCAAUGAGGACCAGUGGGUCCUACUGUCAGUGCAGUUCGGCGUGUUUCUUGACAAGUGUCCCUUACCCGAGUAAUUUGACCGCAGCUACGUACUUUUCUUUGGCUAUCAACAUGUCCCGUUGCCUUUCUUUGGCCCGGUUCGGUAUAACUUUGUCCGCUAGAUGCACUUUAAGGGUACCACCAUGUACGCGAAGGCUGAGCGGUUCUGUCUCCGCAUCUUUGGCACGGGAGAUGCAGGUUGGACCCCAGCAGAGGUGGAGCAGUCGGCCCAAAUUGUUGCGCUCUCAGCAGGUCUUCCCUUGGAUCAGCCAGCAGUCUUCGUACAGCACGCAGGAGGCUGAAAAGGAACCCGAGGAGGAACCCUUGCACACCAUCAUCACAGAUUCCGAGUCUGUGCAAGGCACCUUCUCCAAACAUGAAUUUCAGGCCGAGACGAAUAAGCUUCUGGACAUUGUUGCCAGGUCUCUGUACUCGGAGAAGGAGGUUUUCAUCAGGGAGCUGAUCUCCAACGGCAGCGACGCUCUGGAGAAAUUGCGUCACAAACUGAUCACGGCAGGCGGCGAAACGGCUCCCAUGGAGAUCCACCUGCAGACGGACGCUGCCAAGGGCACGUUCACCAUACAGGACACCGGAGUGGGGAUGAACCAAGAGGAGCUCGUUGCCAACCUGGGAACUAUUGCGCGUUCCGGUUCAAAGGCGUUUUUGGACGCUUUGCAGAACCAGACGGAAACCAGCAGCACCAUCAUCGGGCAGUUCGGCGUGGGGUUCUACUCGGCCUUCAUGGUGGCCGAUCGCGUGGACGUCUACUCGCGGGCGGCCGAGGACGGCUCGCCCGGGUACAAGUGGUCCUCGGAUGGCUCGGGAGUGUUUGAGCUGGCCGAGGCCAGCGGCGUCCAGCAGGGCACAAAGAUCGUUCUGCACCUCAAAGACGACUGCAAGGAGUUUUCCUCCGAGGACAGAGUGAAAGAUGUGGUGACAAAGUACAGCAACUUCGUCAGCUUCCCCAUCUUCCUCAACGGACGGCGGCUUAACACGCUGCAGGCGCUGUGGAUGAUGGAACCCAAGGACAUCAGCGACUGGCAGCACCAGGAGUUCUACCGCUACGUGGCUCAGGCGUACGACAAGCCGCGCUACAUGCUGCACUACCGCACCGACGCCCCGCUCAACAUCCGCAGCAUUUUCUACGUCCCUGAAACGAAGCCGUCCAUGUUUGACGUGAGCAGGGAGAUGGGCUCCAGCGUGGCGCUCUACAGCAGGAAGGUUCUCAUUCAGACCAAAGCCGCCGACAUCCUGCCCAAGUGGCUGCGCUUCCUGCGGGGGGUGGUGGACAGCGAGGACAUCCCCCUCAACCUGAGCAGAGAGCUGCUGCAGGAGAGCGCUCUCAUCAGGAAGGUUCGUGACGUCCUGCAGCAGCGUGUGAUCCGCUUCCUGCUGGAGCAGAGCAAGAAGGAGCCGGAGAAGUACAACAAGUUCUUUGAGGACUACGGCCUCUUCAUGCGGGAGGGCAUCGUCACCACGCAGGAGCAGGACGUCAAGGAGGACAUCGCCAAGCUACUGCGCUUUGAGUCAUCGGCACUGCCGGCGGGUCAGCACACCAACAUGAUGGAGUACGCCUCCCGCAUGAAGGCCGGGUCACGCAACAUCUACUACCUGUGUGCCCCCAACCGCCAUCUUGCUGAGCACUCCCCUUACUUUGAAGCCAUGAAGCAGAAAGACAUGGAGGUGCUGUUCUGCUACGAGCAGUUUGACGAGCUGACGUUGCUCCACCUGCGGGAGUUUGACAAGAAGAAGCUCAUCUCUGUGGAGACGGACAUCGUGGUGGACCACUACAAGGAGGAGAAGUUUGAGGACAGCAAAGCAGCGACGGAGCGUCUGACGCAGGAGCAGACUGACGACCUGAUGGCCUGGAUGAAGAACGCCCUGGGCCCCCGCGUCACCAACGUCAAGCUUACCCCCCGCCUGGACACGCACCCCGCCAUGAUCACGGUUCUGGAAAUGGGCGCGGCGCGACACUUCCUGCGCACCCAGCAGCUGGCCCGCAGCGCAGAGGAGCGAGCGCAGAUCCUGCAGCCCACCCUGGAGAUCAACUCCGGACACGACCUCAUCAAGAAGCUCCACGCGCUCAAGGACUCCAACGCUGACCUGGCAGCUCUGCUCCUGGAUCAGAUUUACGACAACGCCAUGAUCACCGCUGGACUAAACGACGACCCCCGACCAAUGAUUGCACGCCUCAACGACCUGCUGACCAAAGCGCUGCAGAAGCACUGAGUGCCAUGUGACCACUUUGGACUGUUUGGCGCCCACUGGUGGGGAGAAGGUGAACUGCCAGCAGGUUCAUCCAUGAACAUGUUUUGUUGUUUUUGUAAAUACAAGCUGCCCCCCUUCCCUCCCUUCCCCCAAGGGGGGGCUGAUAAAUAAGUCAUAGGCUUCUUCUUCUACUCUGUAAAUGUUUUUACUGCAAAAAAAAGUACAAGUAAGAAAUGAGCAGAGUGCCGAGCCACAUGGUCCAAUGUUGGUCUGAAGGUGAAGUCCGUUCUUCAUACGGCGACACUAAAACAUCUCAGCGCCGUCAGUCUCUUGGAAGGGUGGGGGUGGGGGGGGGGGGGGCGCCCAUGCUGCUGCUGGCCCUCUCCAUCCCCGUGGGGCCGCUGACCCGAGACCUCAUCAAGAUCCAGAACCUUCAGAGAAAGGUCAGGACAGCUUGUCUAUGUUGGCCAGGAAGCGCUGGGCCCACCACUCAUCCAGAUCCAGGGCCACGAAGUCUGGCAGGACCAGGAAGUACAGCACACUUUCAACAUGGUUCAAUAUACUUUCUAUAUGAUAUUUAUAACUACAUGUGUUUCAGGCGGGACAAAAAUACCUAUCAUGAGGGGAAAAGACUACCAUUUUUCUUUUUACUUUGCAGAGUUAUGAAUGCUGAAUGUUAUGAAUUCUCCAAUAAACUAAA
Messenger RNA from Doryrhamphus excisus (bluestripe pipefish), 3129 nucleotides. It is a transcript of the gene trap1, whose product is annotated as TNF receptor-associated protein 1. Gene Ontology annotation, biological process: protein folding. Gene Ontology annotation, molecular function: ATP-dependent protein folding chaperone; ATP hydrolysis activity; ATP binding. Lineage: Eukaryota; Metazoa; Chordata; Actinopteri; Syngnathiformes; Syngnathidae. The record is from RefSeq and is a predicted model, not a curated record.